Molecule: messenger RNA, 1296 nt
Organism: Aspergillus japonicus CBS 114.51
Lineage: Eukaryota; Fungi; Ascomycota; Eurotiomycetes; Eurotiales; Aspergillaceae
Exons: 1
Coding region: 1-1296 (431 amino acids)
Source: RefSeq, a predicted model, not a curated record
AUGACCACUCAGCAGAUGGAGUCUGCACAAACAGAAUUUGCCUCCCAAUGCAAGGCCACGAAUCUGGACUACGGACUCCCCGACUGGGACUCAGAUACCUCGGCUGAGUCCGAUAAUGAAACCGUCUCGAGCGUCAACGUGGUGGGACCCGACGAGGUGUCGCUGGCCAAGAUUCCCUACUGGUUGGACCAGACCCCGGGGCUCAAGGCGAAAGACAGGAAGCCCGUGCCUCCGCCGCCGGUGAAGUUCCCGGUGGAUGCCCCGGACAGUCCCGAGCUGCACCGCCGGAUGUCCUAUCUGUUUGGCACGAACGGUAUCAAGGCCACCGUGUCCGGCGAGAUGGCCGCCUCCUACGCUGGGGUGCCAAUCUACGUCCAGAAUUCCGAAUGGGCGAUCCCCGAGCAGAGCCUCGACCAGGCCGCGGAGAUCCUGCGGGCGGACGGGUUCCCGGUCUGCCCAGCCUGCCCGCGCAUGGCGGAGUGGAGUGCGACGCUGGGACACAGCGACAGCGUGGAGGAUGAGGAGGAGACGGGCGACCAAGACUCGGAAGGAAAGCGACGAGGCAUCCACCAGAAGAAGGCCCGGUGCGCCGUCCUGCGGCGCGACAAGCCGUCACACCGCGCCUACCCCCGGCCGGCGUAUCACUUCCACACCGACCACCGCUACCCCAAGUCCGCCUGGGACCCGGACCAGUCGCGUGGGGUCUUUCUGUAUCCCAUGAAGGCCGUGAUCCAUCCGGCCCUCCCAGACCCGCCCUGCGGUCCUGCCGAGCACGGGGACGAACCGGCCUUACUAUGGCCGCUAUCGCGGCAUACCCCGCGAAGCGCACCCGGGGCGUCGGUCUACCGAACCACCGCAUCUAGCCAUCUGCCCGCCGCGGGCAUCGGCCUGCUCAAUUUCCGGGGACGGCAGAAUCCCAAGCAUUACCCAGUCAACAUGCUGACACCCGCCAAAGCCGUGGAGAACCUCGUGCGGCUCAUCAUGCGGCACAAGGGCCAGUGGGUGAACCAUUAUUGGAUCCGGCUCUUCACCGCAUACAUGGUCUUCGCCUUCGAUGUGAACCACCUCGACCGCGACCAGGAUCUUUUGGGCCGCGUCAAACUGGAGAUGGAUGGCGUUGGCGAUUGGCUGGAGCUGCAGCUGGACGACAACGUCAACAUUGACCGGGCGUUCCACGCAGUUUGGCGAGCCAUCAAGAAUGGUCGCGAACCCGCCCUGUUCUACCGAUAUGGCACUUGUAACCAGCACGCUCACUAUCAGAUCUGGCAUCGACAGCAAUGCCGAAGGCCGUGGUAA